Molecule: messenger RNA, 1719 nt
Organism: Poeciliopsis prolifica (blackstripe livebearer)
Lineage: Eukaryota; Metazoa; Chordata; Actinopteri; Cyprinodontiformes; Poeciliidae
Product: acyl-coenzyme A thioesterase 5-like
Exons: 4
Coding region: 117-1361 (414 amino acids)
Biological process (GO): fatty acid metabolic process; acyl-CoA metabolic process
Molecular function (GO): fatty acyl-CoA hydrolase activity
Source: RefSeq, a predicted model, not a curated record
AAACCUGCCCUCCAGGAUUGAGGACAUCUGGCAUCCAAUUAUUUAUCUUACUACACGUAGUAGAAGGUAUUUUAUGAGCCCCAAAGUUUCUCACAGUGUUUGGAAAAAGCAGGACGAUGUCCAAUCAAGUCAGGCUGAGACUGCUGCCCAGCGCCAGGUGUCUGUUCGAUGAGCCCAUCCAGGUGAAAGUGGCCGGUCUGAAGUCCAAGCAGGUGGUCACCAUGAGAGUCAGAUCCACAGACGAGAAGGGAGUGGUUUUCAGCUCCUCGGCCACCUACAGGGCAGACAACAGCGGGGAGAUCGACCUGAGCAGAGACGCCUCCCUCAGUGGGAACUACGUUGGGGUCGAACCCAUGGGUCUGCUCUGGUCUAUGAGGGCAGACGCCUUGCACACGAGGUUUCAGAAGACAAACUCCUUGAAUCCCCAUGUGGUGAACUUCUCAGUGCAUGAAGAGGAGGGCGGGAUGCUGACUGAGGCGUCCAAUGAGAGGUUUCUGAUGGGAGACGGGGUCAGCCGUGUUCCCGUCAAACAGGGAAAUAUCCGUGGGGUGCUUUUUACUCCCCCAGGAGAGGGUCCGUUUCCUGCUGUGUUGGAUCUGGGCUCCUUCAUGUCAGAGAAAAGGGCUUCUCUGCUGGCCAAUAAAGGCUUUAUAGUUCUUGCUUUACCAGUAUUCCCUGACAAUUCCAAACUAAAAAAGAUCGAUCUGGAUGACUUUGAAGAAGCAGUUCAGUUCCUACAAAACCAGUCAAAGGUGAGCAGUAAAGGAGUUGGGGUAAUAUCACUAUCUAAGGCAGGCGACAUCGCUCUUUCCCUGGCUACUUUUGUGCCCGGAGUUGAAGCUGUGGUGUGGAUCAACGGCUGCUCUGCUAAUGUAGCAUUACCCCUUUAUUAUAAGAACAGACAGAUUCUCUCAGCAUUGAAGUUUGACGCGAACAAAGUGAUUUCCACAGGGUCUGGAGCCUUGUUCAUCAAAUAUGCCAUGCAUGAUCCUCUGAAGGAGGAAAACAAGGGUUCCUUGGUGCCUAUCGAACGAGCAAGUGGACGUUUCCUGUUUGCAGCUUCAGAGGACGACUCCAACUGGGACAGCAAGGCCUACAUGGACGAGAUGGUGGACAGACUGAAGCGUCAUGGGAAGGAGAACUUUGAGAGUGUGAGCUACCCUGGAGCCGGACAUUGUUUAGAGCCCCCGUUUGGACCGUACUUCCCUUCCAGCUUCCAUGGGCUCGUACCUACGUCGGUCCUGUGGGGGGGGGAGCCCAGGGCCCACGCUACUGCUGAAGUCCAUCUAUGGAGGAAGAUCCAGGACUUCUUCAGAACUCACUUAAACUGUGACAAAACUCAAACUAAAUCCAAGUUAUAGUGCUGCUGUCCUUCAAUCAAAAACAAGCCAAGAUGUAUAAAAGAGAUCCAUGAGUUUUAGGGCUGAAAGGAAUAUCCAUUACUCCAAAAGCAAAAGAAAAAAUAUCUAUAAUAUAAUAUAAUUUAGUCUAUAUAAACUUGUUCUUUGAAAGCAAUUUAAUUCUGAUUUUGAAAAUGUUGUUAUGCCAUUUAGAAAAUUGAAAUAUUUUAGUAACCAUAACAAAACAUAGAAAGUUUGUUCCAAUUGAAUGUCAGAUAGAGAAAGAAAAUAUUUUGUCAUUUUCUCCAGUUUUAAUUUAUGAAAGUUGGAGAUUUCUGUAAGUACAACGGCAACACUGUCACAUUACUAUAAAAAUUAA